Messenger RNA from Corticium candelabrum, 765 nucleotides. RefSeq lists its product as uncharacterized. The record is from RefSeq and is a predicted model, not a curated record. The coding region runs from base 95 to 757 and encodes 220 amino acids. The transcript is spliced from 3 exons. Lineage: Eukaryota; Metazoa; Porifera; Homoscleromorpha; Homosclerophorida; Plakinidae.
CAGUGAUGUUGACAGCAAGUCUGUCAGUUGCAUAGACAAAGAACUAAAACGACAACAAGACUUGAGUAAACAGCUAGAGAGCCAACUGUCUACUAUGAAAGAACAAUACCAACAGAGUGUAGGGAUGGUCAGACAAGGACACGAACUAGUGAAAGAACACGCAGAGCAGAGAGACGAGGCGGAGAAAAAGUUGGAAGAAAUGAAAGUAGAGCUCAGCAGAAUGCAGGGACAAUGUGAAAGUCUACGAUGCGAGAUGGACAAGAUGCGACACACAAGAGAGAACGAAAAGGCAAAAGAUGACGAAAAGAUUGAUGCUCUGAAAUCAAUGGAACACCAGCUACAUACCAAACUAGAACAUAUUGAAGUGGAGCUAAAAGAAACCAUAAAGAGAGCUGAGAAGUCAAAGACGACAAAUGCAAAGUGUGAGAAAGAUCAAUCUCUUGAUAUCAAACCAGCCACUCAGCAGGAACUAAAAGGAGAAAAUGGUGAUUUAAGUGAUGAUAAUGGGAGUGAUAGGAAAGGGAGUGAUGAUGAGAUGGUUGCUUAUUCAUCAGCUGAUGAUGGUGUGUCUUCAGCUCCAGCUCCUCUUGUUGACCGUGAAAUCCUCAUCCCUUCACAAGAGCCGGUGUUAGAACCAAAGAAAGAUGCACCAGACAACAGCCCUCCAGCAAAGAAACAUUGCGUCGGAACUCUGUCGUCUCCCCAUCUCACCAACAUAGACAACAACAACCAUGUGGUUAGCACAACAGACCCAUAAGACCCCAU